Messenger RNA from Capsicum annuum, 3139 nucleotides. RefSeq names its product pentatricopeptide repeat-containing protein At5g40400. The record is from RefSeq and is a predicted model, not a curated record. The coding region runs from base 293 to 2191 and encodes 632 amino acids. Gene Ontology annotation, molecular function: protein binding. Lineage: Eukaryota; Viridiplantae; Streptophyta; Magnoliopsida; Solanales; Solanaceae. The transcript has 3 exons.
AAAAGGAAUGGAGUGAGAAUGGAAUUUGUGAAUUCCAAACAGAACUGCUAUCCCCCAAGUAGAGACGACAACCCAGCAGAGCUUCCCAAUAUUCUGCUCUGCCAAGUUGAAUUUUGAGUAAUGUACAACCAUAAUAUUUUCCUUUUUUAUUUUUAUUUUAAUAAUCAUGGUGUUCGGGACGACUAAAUCCGGACAACGCAGUUACCAGAAUCUUUAAAUUUCACUCCCUUCGGUAAUCGUCUCUCUAUCUAUAUUCAACUGUAUUAAUAGCUCCAUUCUAUUGAAUUUUCCCAUGAAUCUAAUGAACAAAUUAAUUAUAUCAACAUGUUCAAAUGGACAAUUAGUCAUUAAUUCCAAGAAUCUGCAUUCAAGAUUGAAUUUUUCAUCAUUAUCAUCAAAUUGUGUCCAAAUUCUAACAGAUUAUAAUGAGUCUGCUAAACCCAUUUCAAACCCUCUUCACAGCUUCCUACCUAAAACCCAAAACCCCCAAAACACAGUUAGUCUAAUCUGUUCAGCUCUAAAGAACAGAGAAAAUGACCAUUUUGCCCUCCUGAGAAAAACUGUUCAAGAAAAUGGGCUUGUUAGUUAUCUUAGUAAUAAUGAAAUCUCUAGGGUGUUGUUGAGAUGCCAGUCUGAUUCAUAUAGUGCUCUUAGUUUCUUCAAAUGGGCCAAGAAUGAUUUGGGUGUGAAGCCAAACACUCAAAAUUAUUGUCUUGUUAUUCAUAUAUUGACUUGGACAAAGAACUUUUCACAAGCAAUGAAACUUUUGUCUGAAUUGGUUGAUUUGCAAAGAGAUGGAGUGGAGAGUACUUUGGAUGUGUUUGAAAGUUUGGUUUCGUUGAGCGGUUUAUGUAAUUGGGAUCCUGUUGUGUUUGACAUGUUAAUUAAGGCUUUUCUUAAAGAGAAUAUGGUGAAGGAUGGGUAUAGAGCUUUUAGAAAGAUGGUGAAGCGUGGGAUUUGCCCGAGUGUUAUUACUAUGAACUGUCUUUUAACUGGUCUUUCGAAGUUGAAUUAUAGCAAAAAAUGUUGGGAAGUUUAUACUGAAAUGGAAAGAAUUGGGGUGCACCCGAAUUCAUGUACGUUCAAUAUAUUAACUCAUGUUUUGUGCAAGGAUGAAGAUGUGAGCAAGGUUAAUGACUUCUUGGAGAAAAUGGAGGAAGAAGGGUUUCAACCUGAUAUAGUUACAUAUAAUACAUUAGUUAGUAGCUAUUGUAGGAAAGGAAGAAUGAAAGAUGCAGUUCACUUGUAUCAAAUUAUGUACGUUAGAUGCGUAUCACCGGAUUUGUUCACGUAUACGUCUUUGAUAAAUGGCUUUAGCAGAAAGGGAAAUGUGAGGGAUGCUCAUCAGUUGUUUAUAAGGAUGGUUGACAGAGGGUUAAAACCAGAUAUUAUUUUGUAUAACACUCUUAUUUCUGGUUACUGCAAAGAGGGGAUGAUGCAAGAGGCACGUUUUCUGUUGCAUGACAUGAUUGGAGAAGGUAUGUACCCUGAUAAGUUCACUUGUUCAGUUCUUGUACAAGGAUAUCAAAAACAAGAUAAUUUGGUUUCAGCUGUGAAUUUAGUCACAGAACUUCAAAGAUUUGGAUUUGUAGUAUCUCGUGAUAUAUAUGAUUAUCUAAUUGCUGCUCUUUGUAUGGAGAAUCGACCAUUUGCAGCGAAAGCUCUAAUUGAUCGAGUAUCUGGCGACAGAUAUGAGCCUGGCAAUAUAGUCUAUGGGGAGUUGAUUGAAUCUUUCUGCAGAUGCAAUUUCCCUGAUGAGGCGUUAUGCCUGAAAGCAGAGAUGGUGUCAAAAGAUUUGAAGCUCGAUUUAGGUACAUAUAGAGCUAUAAUUAAAUGUUUGUGUAAAUCAGGCCGAAGUAUGGAGGCUAACUCCUUGAUGAGAGAAAUGACAGAUUGUCAUAUGCCACCUGAUAUUGAAGUUUGUAGAGCUUUAAUAAAUGGGCACUGUGUGGAAAACAAUUUCCGCGAGGCACAAUCGCUGUUAAGCUUCUUUGCUCAAGAAUUUAAAAUAUUUGACACAGUUUGUUACAACGCAAUUAUCAGGCUUAUAAGUGCUGAAGGUGAUAUUGCAAAACUGAUGAAAUUUCAAGAUAAGAUGAGGAAAGUGGGUUUUGCGCCAAAUCAGCUGACAUGCAAGUAUGUAAUUGAUGGAUUGCAGAAAGCUGUGAGAGUCCACAAAAUCAACAUCUAAGUGCAGUAAUGAGUUAAGUCUUUGGUGGCAUUGAUUUCCUCCAUGAGAUGACAUUACUUCAGUGGAUCUCGAACGAAUUAAGCUUCUUUACUGGAAGGUGCUUGGGUUCACACAGCUUGAGAUUCGGCACGGAGGUUCUUGAUCUCAAUGUUUCAGAAAUCAGGGAUCAAUCACUUCAGGGUGCAGGGUUAUGAAAUCUGAAGCUAUCCUACAUGCAGAAGGAUUGGCAUUGGUUUCUGUUAGACUUAAACUUAAGAUCCUCAGUACAAGAAUGCAGAUCAAGUUUGAAUUGUAUACUCACUGGUUCUCUGUGUAUCGUUGUCAGCUGUUUUAAGAUUCCCUUCACGGCUGACCUAAAUUUGGAAUUAUAAGUGGAUGCUAAAGAAGGUGUCAGUGAUCAAAGGUCAAUCCUGCUUCCAGUGUAUUGGAUGUCACCUUAUUUGCCAGUUAAUUGUGAAGACUUCUGUUAAUAUCAAAAGCACCGACCUUUGCUUCUAUGUAUUGGUUUGGAUACAAGGGAGGAGAAAUUGAAAUGCUUCUUCAGAUUUAAGGUUGGUUUUUGACAUGCAGAUGCACAUAUGGGGAGGUAGAACUUCCUUUGCCAACGUGUUACUUAUGAUAUUGGGUUGAAAGUUGAAACUGGUUCCUGAUAGAGCUAUAUGGAGGAUUCAUAUUGACUACUCCAUCUAGGUUGUGGUUGAAGCAUAGUAGCUUGAUUGAUUCGUGUUCUUCUUCUUUUGAAUCUAAGCUACAAUUUGAUCUGUGUCUUCUGCUCUAUGUUCCUCAUCCUUUUACCUGGUGUUCCUCAUUUUCAGAAACUCCAGUUAUGGCUAAUUUCAGGAUAUUUGAGAUUUGAGCUUUAUCACUGCUAUUGCACUUGUUGUAUAAGGUUGCUACUUUAUGUACUGACCCACUUCAAAUGAUAUUAAAGGCAGUAUUCUAUUUGUA